Messenger RNA from Heterostelium album PN500, 180 nucleotides. RefSeq lists its product as uncharacterized. The record is from RefSeq and is a predicted model, not a curated record. Bases 1 to 180 code for a protein of 59 amino acids. Lineage: Eukaryota; Evosea; Eumycetozoa; Acytosteliales; Acytosteliaceae. The transcript is spliced from 5 exons.
AUGGAUAAAAAGUGUGAUGGUGGUGAAAUUUUAAAGUGUGAAUCAACUAUGUCAUUUUUGUCAGUGAGUGGUAUAUAUACUAUUAAUUUCACAUCGAACAACAAAAUGACAUGUUGGAAUAUACUCAAAAAUGAUAAUAAUAUGAAACAAUUGUUGUUAUCUAAUCAAUUACUAUUUUAG